Molecule: messenger RNA, 809 nt
Organism: Drosophila melanogaster (fruit fly)
Lineage: Eukaryota; Metazoa; Arthropoda; Insecta; Diptera; Drosophilidae
Exons: 4
Coding region: 1-795 (264 amino acids)
Biological process (GO): proteolysis
Cellular component (GO): extracellular region
Molecular function (GO): peptidase activity; serine-type endopeptidase activity; hydrolase activity
Source: RefSeq, marked reviewed
AUGACGCCUGCAAUCGUUCUGCUGACUUUUUUAGUAAUCCUAACCCUGGGAUCUUAUGGAUAUUCGCAGCUAUUGGAUUCAAAAUGCAUUGCAUUGUUUCGAAUAAGAGUAAUUGGUGGUCAGAAUGCUCGAAGGACUCCAUGGAUGGCUUACUUGAUACGAGAUAACAGAUUCGCAUGUGGCGGCUCACUGAUUGCCUACCGCUUUGUUCUAACCGCUGCCCAUUGUACGAAAAUCAACGACAACUUAUUUGUUAGAUUGGGUGAAUACGAUUCGUCGAGGACAACGGAUGGACAGACUAGAAGCUACAGAGUUGUUUCAAUAUAUCGUCAUAAAAACUAUAUAGAUUUUCGAAACCAUGAUAUUGCUGUGCUCAAACUGGAUCGCCAAGUCGUCUACGAUGCUUAUAUACGACCAAUUUGCAUUCUUUUAAAUUCCGGCUUGCAGUCCCUUGCAAACAGCAUACAGAAUUUUACUUUAACUGGCUGGGGUCAGAUGGCCCACUAUUACAAGAUGCCAACUACACUGCAGGAAAUGUCCCUGCGCCGUGUUAGAAAUGAGUAUUGCGGUGUUCCGAGUCUUUCCAUAUGUUGCUGGAAUCCCGUGCAGUACGCCUGCUUUGGAGAUUCAGGCGGUCCAUUGGGGUCACUUGUGAAAUACGGACAUAAAACCAUAUAUGUUCAGUUUGGAGUAACCAACUCCGUGACGGGCAAUUGUGAUGGCUACAGCUCAUAUUUGGAUCUCAUGAGCUAUAUGCCCUGGCUUUACCAAACCUUGUUAAGAAACUGGGUCUAAAUAGAUCUUAACUG